Molecule: messenger RNA, 495 nt
Organism: Cyclocybe aegerita
Lineage: Eukaryota; Fungi; Basidiomycota; Agaricomycetes; Agaricales; Hemipholiotaceae
Source: the annotation of a GenBank genome assembly
AUGGCCAAGAAAAUUGUACCAGAUAAUGAGCGUCUCAUCAGAGAUGCCACCAAGAACCAGGUUGUGAUAAACACAAGCAAUGUCUUUGAAGCCAAGCAUCUCACUGGUCGCAAGUUUGAUGACCCAGAGGUUCAGUCUGAGAUCAAGCGCUUCUCAGUCAAAGUCUUCAGCACUUCAGCUUCAGCCUUCAGCAAGCUUACACCGAGGUCGAGCACUGUGUGGUGUUCCAUCUGCCUGUUCAGCAUUGGCAUUAGCCACUCUGGGCACCACAAACCGCCAUCCGCCUUCCCACCUGUAUCUGCUGCUACCAUGGCCCUUUGCCCUGUGCUGUCCUCCAACACCUCUAUGGCAUAUGGACAACCACAGUGCUUUCCAAAUGGUGAUUCCAGCGAAACCAGCAACUACCUCAAUCCCUACUGUGCUCAUCCUCAACAUCACCCACAAACCCUAGCGCCAAUGCCGUUACCAACGCAAAUCCUCCUGAACAGCUCAUGA